GUCAAGGACGGCGUGCCUUUUGCGUCCAAACCUGAAAGGAGGAGGCCACAUAGACAGCAGUCCAUUCCUGACCGUGGAACAGAACGAUGUACGAUAUGACGACCGUCGCCGGUUUCUUCGUCGCCGCAUCGAUAGCCCUUCUCGCCGGGCCGUCAUCAUCACAAUUUUUGCCAGUUCACUUUGUCCACUUCCACACCCCGAUUUACACAAUUCCACCGUUGACGUUCCAGGCUUUGCUUGGAGGUGGAUUCAGGGCUUAUCUGCCAGAUGACUGCGGUGUCGAAAAUUUCGAAUUCAAGUGCAAAAAGAACAAAGAUGAGGAUUGGAAAGGUGGAAAUGUGACUUCUAAAAUGGCUAACCAUUGGGUUUUCGAAGACCCACUGCUUUCUCUCAACCCUGGCGAUCGCCUUUUAUACGGAGGAUCCGUUACGAACAGAGGUCGUCAAUAUCCGAUAAACGAAGACGCCGAAUGGAUCGUCCCUCAGGACUUACCGGAAUCGUUUUCCCCACCGCAGGUCGAACAACCGCCGAGAUGCCCCGAAGAGGAACAACCGGAAGAGGAAAGUCCGAAAAAAGAGAAAGAGCCUACGACGAAAAAACCUAAAAUGAACAAAGAACCGGAAUUGGAGGAAAAUGAUAAUUCCACAACAGCCAGCACCACGACGACGAUGACGUCGACAGAACCGACUACAACAACGACCACCACAACAACCGAAUACCCUUCGCUUGAUGUACCAAAAUGCCCCUGGGUCGAUAUAACGCCUAUUGACACAAGGGAAAAAGCACUUCAGAACAGCUUGGGCAGGAUGCAGUGCGAAUUGGCGUCAUUCGCUGCCAAAACGGCGAGGGUGAAUCGCCAGCUGACUGAAGAACUCAUCGAUUUGAAAAAACUCAACUACGCCACCGUCGCGAGGAUGCAGAGACUAGAAUCUCUUCUGAGAUCCCUUCCAAGAGGAAUUCCAUAUCCCCUUUUUUAAUUUCUACCGACACGAAAUAUUUAAAAUAUCUGUCAAUGAUAUUUAUUUAAAAUGUCAAAAAUAAGCAAAAUAUUUUGGUUAAUACCUUAUAAAGUCUUCUUUAUUACUAGUA
This is a messenger RNA of Cimex lectularius (bed bug), 1089 nucleotides long. RefSeq lists its product as uncharacterized. Lineage: Eukaryota; Metazoa; Arthropoda; Insecta; Hemiptera; Cimicidae. The coding region runs from base 87 to 977 and encodes 296 amino acids. Gene Ontology annotation, molecular function: carbohydrate binding. The transcript is spliced from 3 exons. The record is from RefSeq and is a predicted model, not a curated record.